CGAACGUUUAUUUGUUCAAAAUGUUUUUUCAGUCUUUCUGGUGUUAUAAAAUAGCCUAUUACCUAUUUGAAUUUUUUUAGAUUUAUUUUUGGUUGGUCUUUGUUGGUUGCUUUCAUCUAUGAAUAUCUGGCAACCAUGUUCCUGGAUCAAGUCUCGUGAGAACGGGAAGUCAUGCACACAUUUGAUUCUACAAUUUACACACUAUUCAUUUUAUUUAUUUACUCUAAUUCUCUCUCUUUCUUAAUUUAUCAUGAGUGUACAUAGAUUAAUAAUCACUUUUGAACAACAUUUAAUUCUUUAAACACAGACUUUAAAUGAUAACUACGCCCUCUCAUGGUACGCACAGUGCAGCGCCCCUGGGGUGUGGGGCGGCGCAUCUACACUAAUGUAUCUGUGACACAGGAAAACAAUCGCGCUUAUGAGACACACUGAAAGGUUGUGAAAAUGGAUUCUUUGUCAGCAGCAAACACACAAUUCUCUCUCAAUCUGUUCAAGAAGAUCAGUGAGAAGAACACAAGAGCAAAUGUCUUCUACUCUCCUCUCAGCAUCUCUUCUGCUCUGGCUAUGGUGUCACUCGGUGCCAAAGGAAACACACAAGAUCAGAUGUUAAAGGUUCUGUGUCUUAACAAAGAGGAGGAUCAUCAUUCCAGCUUCAAUAAGCUCAUGAGUGACUUGAACAAACCUGGAGACUCGUGUAUAUUGAGUCUUGCCAAUCGUCUCUAUGGAGAGAAAUCCUACCAGUUCAUUGAUAAAUACAUCAGUGACUCACAGAAAUACUAUCAGGCUGGACUGGAGUCUGUGGACUUUAAAACAAAUGCAGAAGCUGAACGAGUCAACAUCAACAACUGGGUGGAGAAACAGACGCAAGGGAAAAUCAAUGACUUGCUGGCAAAGGGGAUCGUCAAUGAUCAAACGCGUUUGGUUUUGAUAAAUGCAAUCUACCUGAAGGCCGAUUGGGCAAGAAAAUUCACACCUGAAUGGCAUGGCACUAAAGAGAAGCAGUUUAGGUUGAACAAGAAUGAAACUAAGCCGGUGAAGAUGAUGAACCAGAAGUCACACUUUCCUCUUACCUUCAUCUCAGAGGUGAACAGUCAGAUCGUGGAGCUGCCGUAUGUCGGGAAGAAUCUGAGUAUGCUGAUCAUCCUUCCUAAAGAGAUUGAAGACGACACCACUGGCCUUCAGAAGCUGGAGAAAACACUGACCUAUGAGAAGCUCAUGGACUGGACCAAACCUGAAAAGAUGAGUGAAGUCAGAGUUGACUUAUCUCUUCCCAAAUUCAGGUUGGAGGAAACAUACGACGUGAAAAGUCUGCUGAAGAGUCUAGGAAUGGUCGAUGCUUUUGAGAUGGGGACGGCAAAUUUUUCAGGCAUCUCCACCAACAGUGAUCUGAUGCUGUCUGAUGUGAUUCAUAAAUCUUUUAUUGAUGUUAAUGAGGACGGAACAGAAGCAGCAGCAGCAGCUACUGGUUCAGUCUCUCAGGUCCUAUGUGGUUAUAUUAAUGUAGCAGUCUUCAAUGCCGAUCACCCGUUCCUGUUCUUCAUCAGACACAAUCCCACCAACAGCAUUCUGUUUUACGGACGCUUCUGUUCUCCAUGAGUUCCUGCUGAGACAACCUUCUGAAAGCUUGAACAAGUUACUGUUAUGUAAUGAAAUCUUUUAGGUUACAUGUGCAUAUAUGAUGUAGUCUGGAGUCAAUAAAGGUUGAAUGAAGUGAAAA
Triplophysa dalaica is the source of this 1717-nucleotide messenger RNA. Its product is annotated as leukocyte elastase inhibitor-like. NCBI's taxonomy places the organism in Eukaryota, Metazoa, Chordata, Actinopteri, Cypriniformes, Nemacheilidae. Gene Ontology annotation, biological process: negative regulation of endopeptidase activity. Gene Ontology annotation, molecular function: serine-type endopeptidase inhibitor activity. The transcript is spliced from 7 exons. Bases 445 to 1596 code for a protein of 383 amino acids. The record is from RefSeq and is a predicted model, not a curated record.